Epinephelus lanceolatus (giant grouper) is the source of this 6018-nucleotide messenger RNA. RefSeq names its product SPHK1 interactor, AKAP domain containing (gene sphkap). Gene Ontology annotation, cellular component: cytoplasm; mitochondrion. Lineage: Eukaryota; Metazoa; Chordata; Actinopteri; Perciformes; Serranidae. The record is from RefSeq and is a predicted model, not a curated record. Gene Ontology annotation, molecular function: protein kinase A binding.
UUUUGAUCCACGCGGGGCUCCUGCGCCUGCACUCGGCACUUGGCGGAGAGACGCGCAGGGCAGGCAGUGGUGUACUGCUGCUGCUGCUGCUGCUGAUACCGCGGAGCUCACUUCAUCACAGUCCUCCUCCAGUCACGCUGAAGCAGUCUGGGAUUCCUUUAGUGCUCGGUCGGGGAUGCGCAUCUGGACCUGAGAGUGUCCCGGGGACAAUUACGCGUCGAGGCGCUCCGCUGUACCUCUCCCUGCCCCCACAGAGGAAAUAAUCACACCGGGUUGAGGACAGUUUGGCUAUUUUUCACAGAAUGGCAGGCGCAGAGUGCCUUCUGAAAACGCCGAGUAACUUCCAGUCGACUGCCAUGUUUGAGGGCUCAGAGGCGGUCGAGGUGGAGGGAGGCAGCAUGGAGAGCACCAUGGGCUCGUCCAUCAGCGCUUGCAAGAAGGUGCUGUGCAGUAACAGUGUGCUGGACUCGUCGGAGUACUGGCUGAGGAAUGAGAAGGCUCUGUGCAGACUGGGCCUGCUGGAGGACGACACCGAGGGCAGCUGCACCAUGAUCUGUUUUGUAAAUCUGGACGCUCAGAAAACGGACUAUCGAGAUGACAAAAGCAUCAAGAAAUUGGCAUCGGUGUCUCCAGACCUGCCAAAGCUCGUCGAAUUGCUGAAUGUCCACCAGCCGAAAGAAAAUGAGAUCCUACUGCUCGGUGGCCUAGAAGCCCCAGAUACUUGCCAAACCCACCCACUCUCCCCCUCUCAGGGCGGGCAGCAGCAGCAGAGAAGUACAGGUGUGUGCCUGGUUCAGUGUUCAGGGCAGAGACGCUCCACCCAACCUGGCAACAUCAUCUUUGAGAUCAACAAGUUCCUGAUUGGUCUCCAGUGGGGGAAGGAACGACAGCUUCAGCAGGGCCGAGCAGCCAGGCAGCGGCUUGAUGACGACACCAAUCGCUCCAUCUCGUCCAUAGAAGAAGACUUCCUGACUGCCUCAGAACACCUUGGGGAUGACAGCGAGGACGACGGUUUCAGAAAUGAACCAGAGAGUGGUGACCUGGCAGAGAGCUUGGCGGAGGUUGCACAGAAACACUGUGUCAGACUUGCCUGUCAGAGGGGACAGCUGGCCCAUCAUCAGAGCAGGGAGGAUGGUGAGGUGAAAAGGGAAGGGCAUCGGCAGGCAAGCCUCCAUACUAAGGAAUCAGCUGGUCACUAUGCCACAAAUCUGGCCGAGUCUGUACUGCAAGAUGCCUUCAUACGCCUCUCUCAAGACGAAACCUCUUUUGUCUCUGAGGCUGCUGUCAGUGUGUCCCUGUCUAGUCGUCCUUCCAGCGCUACUGGUCCUUCAAAGACCAAACAGCCUUCCCAGCAGCGCACCUGCUCUUUUGAACUCCCCAAGAUUGUCAUUGUUCAAAGCCCAGACAGUUCUGAUGGGGCUGCAGAAUGGCCAGAGACCCACGUGUCUCAUGUGCCUGACCAGGAUAUCACUGCCAAAGCCAGAGAGAUGCCAGAGAAUGGGACACAGGCUCACGUCCCCCACCACAAUGGUGGAUACCCGUCUAAACACGUAGAGGUGGCUUUGGCCUGUGCAGCCAGUGUCAUUGGCACCAUUACCAACCCACAGCUGACAGAGCAGCUUGCCAUGGAUUCAGCCUCAGAGGAAGACACGGAGGAGGACCUGCAGGAACCAGAGGAGAGAAGUGACUACUCCUUCUCUUCAGCUAUAUGUGGCAUGGCUCAGGUAGCUGGUGCUGUAGCCGCUGUGGAGCUAACAGAGGAGUCAGGGGAGUGUGCUGAUUCUGAUGCCGAUUCUGCUGAAGCCUACACAGCGUCCUGUGGUCUGAUGUCUGCUGCCGAAGCCUCUGCAGCCAUCACGCUGCACUGCAGUGUGGCAGAAGGUACCAGUGUUGAAGCAUUUCGUGCCAACAUUGCAGAGGUGCUACACAGGGAAGCAGCUGAGGUGCUGACUCAGCCGCAAGGCUACAGGAGUGUAGCCCACCUGCUGGAGGCAACUCAUAACAAGAUAGUAGAUGGCAUUACUUGUCCAAAAAAGUCCUACAUGGAUGAAAGAGAGGUGGAUGACCUAAUAAAUGAGGUGGCAGACAGCCUAUUCAAGCAUGCUUUAGAGAAAGCAAAAAAGAAAAAAGAACUGGAGGGUACUGGAAAAGAUACUCCAGGACUUCAAGUGUUUCUGCAGGACAGUGUUAACACUUUGCUGUUUGAUAUCCUUUGUCUGACACAAAAGAAAAUCAGUCACAUCUCUCAGUGUGACCAAGGGUCAUUUGAGACUCAAGAGGGUGAUACUUGUGCUAGGGAGCCUGCUACCACCAAGGAGAGCAAGGAUCCAUUAAGUCAGUUACAGUGCUUAGUCGGCCAUGGUCAGUCCACUAAUAGUGAGAGCCACAGCGGCAUACUACACUGCACUAAUAAGCUUACCAUGGCUCCUGGGCUGAAGGAGAAAUAUGCGCUUGAGGAAAGUGAUCUCAUUGCAUCUUCCUCCACAGCACACAGCAGAGAGCAAAGACAAAGUCAGUCUAAAUCCACCUCCUUGCCUGCCAAAGACUACUCUGACCACCAGCAGAUCCAGCAGGGCAGUGGUGCCAUCAGAGAACCCUUGAGUGAAAUCCAAGUUCAUAGCACAGACAGGAGGGGGCGAUUAGUGACCGGCAGUGACAGCAGACAGGCCUCCCUCACACCCCAGUCCUCCCUAAACUCAUGCAGUUCUCUGCUUUCUUGGAGAAUGGAUUCAGAGUCCAGGACACCGAUUACUUGCUAUGCUGACGAUUUGGCUGCUACAGUGGUAUCUAUGGCCACAGAAUUGGCAGCUAUCUGCCUGGAAAACAACACUGGGAAACAACCCUGGUUCUGUUCCCUAAAAGGGACGUCUGCUGAAGGGCCAGAAGCCUACUUGCUCCCUGCUUGCCGCACAGUCCUCAGGAGGAAAGAGGCUCAGGCCAGCAGUGCUGCCUCUAAGAAACACCGUGCCCCACGCCUCAGUGAGAUUAAGAGGAAAACUGAGGAGCAACCAGAAUUGAUGGAGCGGCUGGUGAACCGGGUGGUGGACGAAUCUGUAAACCUAGAUGAGCCGCAGGACCCAUUUGCCCUUUUUGCCUCUGAAGUCACGGCCAGGAUCAUGAACUGCCCUGAGCUUAAUGUGGUGGAUACCUCCAAAACAGGCCAACCACGAAGCAGGUUGCAGUGUGAGAGGUGGAGCCGUGGGAAAGCAUCUAGUUAUGAGAGCAUUCCAGAAGAAGAUCCAGACCCCUCAGGCACACCCAACACACUGGGCCUCGGCAGUCGGUUAGGUCAGAACUUGAGCCGUGGUAGCUCAAUCUCUAAGCAGUCCAGCUGUGAGAGCAUCACAGACGAGUUCUCACGGUUCAUGGUAAACCAGAUGGAGACAGAGGGCAGGGGCUUUGACCUUCUGCUAGACUACUACGCAGGAAAAAAUGCCAGCAGCAUUCUGACUGCAGCUGUACAACAGGCUGCAUCAAAGAAGAAUGGUCACCUUAAUGUCAGGGCCUCAUCCUGCUUGUCCAAACAGUCUAGUACGGAGAGCAUCACAGAGGAGUUCUACAGGUUUAUGCUUCAGGACAUGGACAAGGAAAACAGAGAGUAUGGCAUCGCCAAGACUAAAGAGUGGAGCAACAGCCUGUUCCCCCCUUCUCCAAGAACACCCUUCUGUAUACGACAGUCCUCUGUCCCAGACCGGCGCUCCUCAGACUCUCGACUGACUGUCAACUCACCCAUUAAAGCCAACUCUUUUGACGGAUUUGCCCGCAAUGUGCAUGGAGACACGCUGAAUAUCUUCCCCACCAACUCAGUGUCAGCCACAGGACUGUGUAAGUCAGACUCCUGUCUCUAUCAAAGAGGCAAGACUGACCAAAUUACUGAUAUGCUGAUUCAUGAGACCUGGUCAAGCUCCAUUGAGUCUUUGAUGAGAAAGAACAAGAUCAUUGCCGAUCCAGAGGACAGUAUUGAGCUGGAGGCUGCAGGAGACUCCCAGCCCCAUGUGCAGCAGUUUGCCAAUCGUCUGGCAGCUGACAUUGUAGAUAUUGGCAAGUCUGCUUUGGGGGGCCAGCAAGAUGUAACUGGGGGUGCAUCUGGGUCGCUCCCACAGCCGCACAUGCCUGUUGGUGAAAGAAGGAGGGGGUUCAAGCAAUCACAUCUAAGCUGUAGUCGGAGUAGGUCGAGCCAGGAGCAAACUGGUAUUGGAAUAGGGUCUGGUGACAGCAGUGCACCCUGCAUGAGGGGCCCCAGAGAUGUGCCACUGAUCCACAUCGAGGGAGAUCAGAGAGAAGAAGAGACUCAUUUAAGGACAGGAGGAGGACCUCAGGAAACAACCCCAGAAAUGUCAGCUACCAAGCGUACAGAGAGAACUACAGCCAACUGCAGCAGCAGUGAGAGGGACAGGCCAGCUGUGGCGGUGGCUGCAGUAGUGAAGAGCGACAAGCGUUCUAUGAGUGCUAGCAGUGAAGAGAGCAUGGGGAGCUGGUCCCAUAUAACCCCCGAGGAUGACCCCCACGAGGAGACCAGUAGUUUUAUCCAGCUGAGCGAGGGGAACGGAACCAGCAGCGCAUCCAGCGUAGGCCUGGCAGACCUGGAUGCUUUUUCUGACAUGCCCACUCAGAGCACAGUAAUCAGUGAGGAGACAGAAAAAGAGCAUCAAGCAGGAACAAAGGAAAAUGUCUUCGAGAGCAGUUCGGCAAGGACGGCAGGUGGCAGUAGCAACCUCAGGGUGCUGUUGGUGGUCAACUGUGACCUUGAGCCUGAGUGUGUGGACUCAGAGCUGAGAGUGGCCCUGCAGUGGAUCGCUGCCUCCGAGCUGGGGCUUCCUGCGCUCUACUUCAGGAAGUCCAAAGAGAAGAGGAUUGCAAAGUUCCAGAGGGUGGUCCACCUGAUGUCUCAGAAGGCGUGGCGGAUUGCAGACUUGUUCAGCGCUGUGGUCCAGUUCUGUAAGCUUCAUGAGAAAGAGGAAGAGGAGGGCCGCUCUCUGUCCAGCCUGUUCGAUUGGCUGCUGGAGACCCUGUAGGGCCCUGUAGCCUCCUCAUAUUGCAAACAAAAAGACACUCCUCACUCUGUCACACUUCUAACAUGUUCCUGUUUGCCUGAUCUUGUCUCAUCACACCAAGUGUCUCCUACUGCAAGCUGAGAGCACAAUGCGAUCAGCAUACUUGAGAAUUUCAUACACCUCAGUCUGUCCAUGGACGUUGUGUUUGUCUGCUCACAGCCAUGAAUGGACCAGUCUCCCUUUAAUAAAAGCAUGUUUUUGUUUUCAGAUUCACGUCUCUAGUGAGACACAAACACAGAGCUAGACAUUCCUGAUGGGAAUGAACUAGCCUUCAAGAGAUUAUAGUCGGCAGGUUUUAACUGCUCCAGAAUAUAUAAUUAUACAUAUAUAUAUUUACAGAAUCUCACAAAGAAAUAAUGUGUUUAUUUAUUUAUUUUAAAUGAAUACAUGUGAAGCAAAGAACCAAUAGAAGAUAGGAAAAUCAGGUUAAAUCCUUCCCACAACUCAACAUGCUCAGAACUUUUGUAUCAAAACUAUCUUGUAAAAGAGGCUGUUGAAACUGAAGCCCAGAAAAAAACUCUUUCACUUUCUUCUGAUAGCCACUUAGAAGUGCACAUUUGCUUAAGGUAAGCAAAGCGCCCAUCUCUUUGUUGUGUUCAUCGGCCAACAUACCACCUCUGUCGUGACCUUGAAAUUCAGUUUUAAAUACGUAUGUUAUCUCGUUCAUGUUACUUGAGAACUGAUUAUUUUGGAUAGCUGUACUGUAUAUACUGUAGAUUUGGAACUGCUGCACCUUGGAGUAGUGGACUGCUCUCUUUAGCUUUUACUAUGUCAGGAAGACAGAGUAAGGUUUGUAAUGUUGAAUUUGUACGUGAAUUUGGUCUGUUUAUUUCUAUACUUAGUGGUACUCUAGUGUUACAUCAGCAUUGGGAAAAAAAAGCACACGAUUCAGCUGUAAACUCUGUCACAAUAGAACUGAAUGUAUUUAUCUUUUGACAUCAAUAAAUUUCUGUGAUGUGAAAUA